Molecule: messenger RNA, 1551 nt
Organism: Rotaria sp. Silwood2
Lineage: Eukaryota; Metazoa; Rotifera; Eurotatoria; Philodinida; Philodinidae
Source: the annotation of a GenBank genome assembly
AUGUUAUGUAUUAUUGAAGUGAAAGUACCAACACCCAUCAAAGACAACUGUCGACCAAUGCUGCGAAAGAUUAAUACACAACUACUUGUCGCAUUCUUCACAGUCUUCUUGGUAACAUGGCAUUUCAGCGUCGUUCGUUUACCGAGCUGUUCCGAGCAAUCUUCUGUGGCAUUACAAGCGCCCGAGUCUGAAAAUGUAGCGUUCGAACAGUGGAAAAUUCCAAACUGGGUUGAAAGAUUUAAUGUGACCCAUUUAUUCGAUUGGACGUGGCAUAAGAAUGGCGAGUUUAUACGCUGUCGAGCACAUAUUAAUCGAUCAUCACAUUUAUCAGCAUGCAAAGCUGCAUCAGCAACGGUCGUGAAUGAUGUUCUCGACUAUUUUCGUUCUCAUCCCGAUGAAGGAUGUAUUGUAGACAAUGUGAUUCGUCUUCCUAAUUUAAUUCCUCAUCCAUUGCCUCUCGCUCGCUCUUUAACUGACACGUGUUCUUCACUUCAUAUCAAUCAUGAAUGGGCCAUAUGCAUUCAACCGCAGUCGGAACUCAAUAAUUUACUUCCGGCAACUAAGCGAUUUGUAACUAUCGCCGUAUUCAAUGCAUUCGUCGACACGGGUUAUUGUCAUCCACAAGUACCAGGAACAGUUUUUACUGAGCGUGCUACUUUUCAUCUUCAACGAUGGACCAACAAACGAUGCAGCAAUGAUGUCAUCUCUAACAUUCCACAAAUCAAAAAUGAAUAUCGACACACUGAAUUAAUUGACUCCAUUGGAAAUUAUCUUGAGGCACCAGGACAUUUUGCACCUCAGCAAUUACCAAGAUUACUACGAUUGCUUGCUACUGCGCCAACAACAGCCAAAGUCCUUGUGGCGAAAGGUGGUGUCGCUGACUCAUUGAUUGAUGUUCUUAUUGAACGUGGUAUAGUUACACGUGAUCGCAUUAUUCAAUUUGAUAAAGACAUUCGUCCUAAUCACUUCGCGAAUAUUGUUUAUCGCAGUGAAUCCUGGCCCUAUGUAGGUGACAAAGGUAAUUCUCACUACAUUCACGAUAGAACAGACAUGCAACUCGUUCAUCGAGCUAUGGCUACUGAUGAUUUAGCAGCGAUUGACAAAAAGGAUUGCAUUAUUGUCAUAAAAAGAAAAGAUGGAGAUGCACGAUCAAUCGUUGAACAUUCAGAUAUGAUUGCAUUUAUAACAUCAGCACUGAAUAAAUCCAAAGUGUUAUCGGAUCGUCACAUCGAAAUCUUUGAAGCUCAAGGACAUAUUCGUGAUCAUAUUGCUUUAUUUCGUCGAGCUCGUAUAAUUGUUGGUCCCCAUGGUGCUGGAAUGAUGAAUAUACUAUGGUCAUCACCAGGAACUCACGUAAUUGAGAUUGGAUACACUACUGGAAUGACUUUUCCUGAAAUGUACGCAGAGAUGAGCCUUCAUUUGGAACAUCACUACUGGAUCUGUAAAGGACAUGGUGAUUAUUAUGCUCCUAUUCACGUUGAUAUGGAAGAUUUUAUGUAUAUUUUCAAUCAAAUCAUACAUGAAAUAGAAAUUGAGGAAGGACGAUCUUGA